UCUUCUCUUUUUUCUUUUUCACCAACCCUAAAGACGCCUUUCACCAGCGCAAUAAAAAGCCUUCACCUCCUUUUUUUUUGUCUUCAUUUUCUUCCUCCUCUCAUUCUUCAUCCCGCCGCCUUCUCUGUCUCUCGAACCAGCUCAGAUGUCAGCAAUGGAUCAAGACACAGGGAUGUUCAAGGUCCAGCAAACCAUAGGAAGCGUCCUGUGCUGCAAGUGCGGCGUCCCCAUGCCUCCCAACGCAGCCAACAUGUGCGUCAACUGCCUCCGCUCGGAAGUGGACAUCACCGAAGGCCUCCAGAAGAGCAUCCAAAUCUUCUACUGCCCCGAGUGCGGCUGCUACCUCCAGCCCCCCAAGACCUGGAUCAAAGCCCAGUGGGAGUCCAAAGAGCUCCUCACCUUCUGCAUCAAACGCCUCAAGAACCUCAACAAAGUCAAGCUCAAGAACGCCGAGUUCGUCUGGACCGAGCCCCACUCCAAACGUAUCAAAAUCAAGCUCACCGUUCAAGCCGAGGUCCUCAACGGAGCUGUGCUCGAACAGUCUUACCCCGUUGAGUACACCGUUAGGGACAACCUCUGCGAGUCUUGCUCGAGGUUUCAGGCCAAUCCUGAUCAGUGGGUUGCUUCUGUGCAGCUCAGGCAGCAUGUCUCUCACAGGAGGACGUUCUUUUACCUCGAGCAGUUGAUUCUCAGGCACGACGCGGCGUCUCGAGCUAUUAGGAUCCAGCAGGUUGAUCAGGGGAUUGAUUUCUUCUUUGGGAAUAAGAGUCAUGCUAAUAGCUUUAUUGAGUUUUUGAGGAAAGUUGUUCCUAUUGAGUAUCGUCAGGACCAGCAGUUAGUCUCUCACGAUGUUAAGAGUAGUUUGUAUAACUACAAGUACACUUACUCUGUUAAGAUAUGUCCUAUCUGCCGUGAGGAUCUUAUCUGCUUGCCUUCUAAAGUCGCUAGCGGGUUGGGGAACCUCGGUCCGCUUGUUGUGUGCACGAAGGUUUCUGAUAACAUCACUAUCCUUGAUCCUAGGACCCUGAGGUGUGCGUUCUUGGACGCGAGGCAGUACUUUAGGUCCGGGUUUCGAUCUGCGUUGACCAGCAGGCAGCUUGUGAAGUACUUUGUGUUUGACGUGGAGGAACCUGUCGGCGAAGCGACUGUCGGAGGACAAAAGUACGCUCUGUCCUAUGUCCAGAUCGCGCGUGAGUCGGACCUUGGGAAUAUGUUCUACGUCCAGACUCAUCUAGGACAUAUCCUGAAGUCAGGAGACCAAGCUUUAGGGUAUGACAUCUACGGUGCGAAUGUGAACGAUGAUGAGAUGGAGAAGUAUCGUUUGAGUGUGAAGAACGGGCUUCCUGAAGCGAUUUUGAUCAAGAAAUGCUAUGACGAGCAGAGAGAGAGGAAGAGGGGGAAGCCACGUGCGUUCACGACUAAGAAGCUUCCGAUGGAGAUGGAUGAGUCGAGAGGAGGGAGAGUUGAUCCGGAGAAGAUGGAGAAUGAGUAUGAGGAGUUUUUGAGGGAUCUUGAAGAGAAUCCUGAGCUGAGGUUUAACAUAUCUUUGUACAAGAACAAGGAUUAUCAGGAGUCUGAGACUGCUUCGAUGACUGAUGGUGAAGGUGCACCGACUGUUCCGAUUGAAGAGUUGCUUGCUGAGCUUGAGCUUAGUGAAGCGGAGGAAGAAGGCGAUGAUGAAGAGGACAUGGAUGAGUAGUUUUCCUUUACCAGACACUCGAGGAUUGGGUUUGAUAUGGUUCUGUGUUUUAUUUUACUUGCUCUUUUGUUUUGUUAAAAUUUUGUUCUGAAUGUGAGCUGAUUGAUGUAAGCUCAACAGUUUUUGUUUUAGCUACUUAUCUGUCUGAAACUGUUAUGGCUAUAAUACUUUGUUUGAAUCUUAGAUUUUUGAA
Brassica rapa (field mustard) is the source of this 1892-nucleotide messenger RNA. RefSeq names its product 60S ribosomal export protein NMD3. NCBI's taxonomy places the organism in Eukaryota, Viridiplantae, Streptophyta, Magnoliopsida, Brassicales, Brassicaceae. The record is from RefSeq and is a predicted model, not a curated record. Gene Ontology annotation, molecular function: ribosomal large subunit binding. Gene Ontology annotation, biological process: ribosomal large subunit export from nucleus. Gene Ontology annotation, cellular component: cytoplasm; nucleus.